Aspergillus steynii IBT 23096 is the source of this 794-nucleotide messenger RNA. RefSeq names its product SND2/TMEM208 family protein. Bases 74 to 592 code for a protein of 172 amino acids. Lineage: Eukaryota; Fungi; Ascomycota; Eurotiomycetes; Eurotiales; Aspergillaceae. The record is from RefSeq and is a predicted model, not a curated record. Gene Ontology annotation, cellular component: intracellular membrane-bounded organelle. Gene Ontology annotation, biological process: vacuolar protein processing. The transcript has 2 exons.
CUUCCCUCUCUCUUACUUGCCUUCCCUUGUCUUCCCUCGUGUCUAAACCCCGUCUUCUUGGUUGUCAGGCAUCAUGGCUCAGAAAGCAGCCAAAACCCUCGCCGCGCGCAAUGCCUCCCUCUUGCUGCGCACUCAUAUUAUAACUCUCGGUCUACACGCCGUUUUCCUCAUUCUCCACUGGACCUUUAACCGCCCUCGUUCCAUGACCCCGUACUUCGUAUUUGCCUGUCCAACGCUCGCCAUCGAAUUCUAUCUCGACCGAUUGGGUCGUCCGCAAUACAACGCCGCCGACGGGUCUUUGCGCGCGCCCGGGGAGGAUCUAGGUGCUGCCGGGCUGACGGAGUACAUGUGGGAUGUCCUGUAUUGGACCUGGGGUUGCAUUGGUGCGGUCUGCGUGUUCGGCGACCGUGGCUGGUGGCUGUGGACCGUCAUUCCGCUGUACUCGGUGUGGCUGGCAUACACCACUUUCACCGGCAUGAAGAGCGGAUUCGCCGGAAUUGGAGGAGCCGGGGAUGCCGAGCCCACGGCCGGAGAGAGCAAGAGGCAGAAGAAGAUGGAGAAGCGCGGAGGACAGCGCAUGCAGUAUCGGUGAGAAGCGAGGGGGCGGGGAUAGUUGAAAAUGUUGGAUAUUCUAGGACAUAUUGAUUACUGAACGCAGAUUUUCAUACUUGUGGAAGACAAAAGAUGAAUUAAUCACAUCUCCGCAGGAAUGGAUACGGAUUAUUCCCUGUCUAUGUGUUCUUUAUAGAUAAUUCAUCUCGCCGUAAGAGACACAUAACUCGGUCAACAGGGAA